GUGUUGGUGUGGCAUAAUAUUUGUCAAUUCAUUCUUGUCGUUGGUCUUUUCUUUCGCGCAUUCUUGGUUAUUCUUAUGUAUUGAACUGCAAUGACCGAUUCGAUAUCUUAAUCAAUACUCAAUUCCUCAACUCAACUCGCGACCACAACCACCUAUACCACCCACACCACCCAACCCAACCUACACCAUCAAUACCUCAAACGAUGGACGCACAAGCCUACCUCCUCCGCCAUGGCUGGGCUGGCCCCGGAAACCCCCUAAACCCCUCCCGCCGCCUCGGCCCCCACGCCGGCUUGGGCCUUAGCAAACCGAUCCUCGUCGCGCGCCGUUCAGGCAACGAAGGCGUGGGCAAGAAAACAACCAAAGACCCGACGAAUCAAUGGUGGCUGCGCGGGUUCGAGGAUGCGCUUAAGGGUGUGGGACAGGAGGAUGGGGUUGGGGAUGGGGGGAGGAAGCCGAAUGCGUUGACGAGUGAGUUGUAUCGGUUUUUUGUGAGGGGGGAGGGGAUGGCGGGGACUAUUGGGGGGAGUAAGGAGGAGGUGAAUGGGAAGGGGGAGAAGAAGGAAAAGAGGAAGAGGGGGGAUGAUGAUGACAAUGAGAAGAAGGCAUCGCGGACGGAAGAGAAGAGCAAGAAGCGAAAGACGGAUGAGUCUUCGGAACGCAAAGAGAGCAAGGAAGAGCGGCGACGGAGGAAGGAGGAGAAAAAACUGAAGAAGGAAGCGAAGGAGAAUAAGAAGGCCGAGAAAGCGGCUGCUAAGGAAGAGAAGAAGGCGAAGAAAGCGAAGAAAUCGAAGCAAGAAUCAAACCCCGAAGACGACUAUCCCACACCCACAUCAACCGAAGAUUCCAGCGGCCAAGAUGAGUCAGUUGAACUGGAAGAACCUUCGAAAAAGGAGAAAAGUGAUAAGAAGGAUAAAAAGGAAAAAAAGGACAAGAGUAAGAAAUCAAAGCCCGAGUUGACGACAUCCGACGAAAACGCAACGCACAAGUCGAAAAAGGGGAAAAAGGAAAAGAAGGAGAAGAAGGAGAAGAAAAAGUCUGCUAAAGAAUGAAUUUCUUGCCAUUAUAGACCUUCAUAGAUACCCAUUCGGCGCUGUAUAGAAGUUUCAAGCCGGUCAUUGUAUCCUCAUCGCAUUCCAACAUCAAAAGCAUGCAUUAAUCAUGACACAUCAAACAUCAGCCUCUUCUGGCAGUUU
Molecule: messenger RNA, 1196 nt
Organism: Aspergillus ruber CBS 135680
Lineage: Eukaryota; Fungi; Ascomycota; Eurotiomycetes; Eurotiales; Aspergillaceae
Exons: 1
Source: RefSeq, a predicted model, not a curated record